This is a messenger RNA of Trichomonas vaginalis G3, 999 nucleotides long. RefSeq names its product G-protein beta/gamma-subunit complex binding. The transcript has a single exon. Gene Ontology annotation, biological process: adenylate cyclase-modulating G protein-coupled receptor signaling pathway. Gene Ontology annotation, molecular function: GTPase activity; guanyl nucleotide binding; G protein-coupled receptor binding. Bases 1 to 999 code for a protein of 332 amino acids. The record is from RefSeq and is a predicted model, not a curated record. Lineage: Eukaryota; Parabasalia; Trichomonadida; Trichomonadidae. Gene Ontology annotation, cellular component: heterotrimeric G-protein complex.
AUGUUAGAAGAAGACGUUAUUGCUUUCGAUGAUGAUCCUACUAACCCACACCUAUUUACAAAGGUUCGUGGUGUAUUUGCUUGUGAGAAGCGAGUUAUGCUCAUUGGCCCUUCAAAUUCUGGAAAAACAACAUUUCUGACCCAAUUAAAAGGCAUGUCAACGCCAAAUUUUGGUCAAUCUGAUUACGAUAACUUCAGAUCGAUUAUAUCAGAUAACGUUGUUUCGUUUUUGCAACAGACUGUCGAUGCAAUCGAAAGAAAAGAGGUAGAAAUACCUCCACCAUUAAGGAAAGCAGUUGAUCCAUACUGUAACAUACGUACAAGUGGCAUUGAUCUUGAUACUAAUGAUAUAAGAAGAUUAAAAGCGAUUUAUGCAUCGCAAUUUAUGCAGAAAGAAAUGGCCCCUCUUGCUGAUAUUCAACACCAACAUAUCAACUACAUUAUGAGAAAUCUUGAUGCUUUAUUAAAUCCAGAAUAUCAACCUACUUUAAAUUCAAUGACCAGAGUAAGAGUAAGGACAGUUGGAGUGAACCGAAAAGCCUUUGCUCAUGGAGACGAUAUUAUACAAGUACUAGACUGUGGCGGCGCCAGAUCUGAAAGAGGAAAAAUUCAUUUGAAUACCGACAUUUCAAAGAUUAUAUUUUUUGUUUCAUUAAGUGACUUCGAUCUUCCUCUCUACGAAAUUGACACUGUCAAUAGAUUUGAUGAUGCACUUGAGUUUUAUCAACAGAUUUGUCAAGAUCCACUUUACGAAAGAUGCCAAAUCUCAUUGAUUUUGACUCAUAUUGAUAAGUUAAAGGAUAAACUUCAGCCCGAUGGCCCAUUUAUUCAGAGAUUCCCUAAUUUUUCUGGAAAUCUUUCAGAUCCAAUUGAAUGCGCUAAUUAUAUUGGCUCAACGUUUGUAUCUUCUACAACAAGGCAAGUCAAUUAUUACAUAUGUAACCUUAUUGAUUCAAAUACAACGCGUGAAUUAAUCAAAAAAUUAAUUCCUUUCCAUUGA